AUGAAGAGAUUACAGCAACCAUUGUCAGAUGUGCUUUCGCGAACUACUAGUGUAACUGGAUUGUCUGGCACCGACUGGAAGAAACUUAGUGAUAUUAUCAAGGUCUUAGAACCAUUGAACGAGGCCACUAAAAUUGCUUGUGGGUCAAAAUACCCUACGAUCUCCAUGAUUGAGCCAAUACUUCGAGGGGUGGAGGAAGCUUUCGAAAAUCUUGCUUUCGAUGACGAGACAAGCGUUGGUCUGAAUAAUAUUGAUAGCGAAGAUAGUGAUGACGAUGAUAAUAGUGAUGAUGUUCAGAUGGGACUUCCAACGAUUGAUAACGAGUCUCAGAUGCCUAUGGGUUAUAACUUUUCAAAAAAUAUAAUCCGGAAUUUAAAAAUUAGGUUUUGUGAGAUUGAGGAAGAUAAGUUGUAUCGUAAAUGUACAUUUCUCGAUCCUCGUUAUCAGGAUUACUUUUUAACCGAUGAUAAGGUGAAAGAUGACAUAAAGAAAGAUAUAAAAGAAGAGAUUAUUGCCUAUAAAUAUUCGAACAAUGUUUUUGAAAACGAACAUGAAACUGUUGCUGAACCUCCUGUAAUCAAACCCACCAAGUUUUGGGACUUCAUGGAACAGCGACGAGCUAAUAGAGAAGAAACAGUAACCUUGCGCCUUGAGAAAGACAUUGAUCGAGAACUUAUUCAAUAUUUGUAUUCAGCAGAUAUUGAUCCUUGGGAUGAUCCUAUUCAUUGGUGGAAAAAAGAAUCAGUUAAAUAUCCUCUCUUAUCAAUGCUGGCUCGACGUUAUUUGCCAAUUCCAUCUACGUCUCUUGAGAGUGAGAGGCUGUUUUCUACUGCUGGAGACAUUGUGACUGAAAAGCGCAAUUCAUUAUCACCUGAUAAUGUUGCUCGGUUGUUAUUUUAA
Messenger RNA from Anastrepha obliqua, 900 nucleotides. Its product is annotated as E3 SUMO-protein ligase ZBED1-like. Bases 1 to 900 code for a protein of 299 amino acids. NCBI's taxonomy places the organism in Eukaryota, Metazoa, Arthropoda, Insecta, Diptera, Tephritidae. Gene Ontology annotation, molecular function: protein dimerization activity. The record is from RefSeq and is a predicted model, not a curated record. The transcript has a single exon.